Messenger RNA from Aspergillus puulaauensis, 1647 nucleotides. RefSeq names its product metallophosphoesterase family protein. The transcript has 3 exons. The coding region runs from base 1 to 1647 and encodes 548 amino acids. The record is from RefSeq and is a predicted model, not a curated record. Gene Ontology annotation, molecular function: phosphoprotein phosphatase activity. Gene Ontology annotation, cellular component: cytoplasm. NCBI's taxonomy places the organism in Eukaryota, Fungi, Ascomycota, Eurotiomycetes, Eurotiales, Aspergillaceae.
AUGACACGCCGAUUUGUUCGCGCGGGCGUCCAGCUCGCAAUAUUUGCUAUCGUCAUUUUGCUUCUCAUCGUCACAUUAGAUAACAAAUUCCGUGUCCUUCCAGCCUCCAUCCACGGCCAUCUUCCCUCCCACUAUUCCGGCCUUGUCGUCACUGAUGUCACCGUGGUGACCUGCUCGGUCCUCAACAUCCUGUCCGGUUGCAAACCCUCGUCGCCGGAAUGGACACAAGUAGAAAAGGACUUAUAUUUGCGAUCGGGGUGGACUUCCGCUGCAUACGUUCAAUUCCAACGGAAAAAGGAACAGGACCUCCUUCCCUCAGAUAAGGUCGUCAUUGACCUGAAAAUCGGCCGGCUUGAGCCAGAGUUCAACGACAACCCGAAAGAAGAUAAAAUCGCCUGGGAACAGCGCCCUGGCGGAUUAUGGUUGAAGAGAACGGCGAAACGGCAUGCGAGCGAUUCUCACAAUGCAAUCACCGCCGUCGAUGUCCUUUUUGGUGCAGAUGCGGUGGAUCCUCGAGCAGGUUGGGAGGUUAGGGAUACAGCGGUGUUGCUGGAUAGUCGGACGGAGGACCUGGAAGCUCGGAUUACAGUCCGCAGGGGAAACCCGUCGAAAAUUAAAAAGCCGGUGCCGAGGAUCAACGAGAAUGGUCGUUUUAAAAUUAUGCAGCUGGCGGACCUACAUCUGAGUACUGGGCUUGGCCACUGUCGAGACCCUGUGCCCGAGGAGCUCGUCCCCGGUCAAGGAUGUGAGGCAGAUCCACGAACGUUGGACUUUGUGGAGAAACUUCUGGACGAGGAGCAACCGGACUUGGUCAUUCUGAGCGGAGACCAAGUGAACGGUGAGACAUCCAAAGAUGCCCAGAGUCCUCUUUACAAGUCUGUCAAGCUGUUAGUUGACCGCAAAAUUCCCUACGCGGCUAUUUUCGGGAACCACGACGAUGAAGGCGAUCUAGAUCGCCAACAAACCAUGGCUUUUCUCGAAGAGCUGCCAUACUCACUAUCAUCGGCCGGUCCUGAAGACGUAGAUGGUGUUGGAAACUACAUCUUGGAAGUGCUAGGCCGCGGAAAUACCGGCCACUCGGCCCUUACACUUUACCUUCUCGACUCCCACUCGUAUUCUCCCGAUGAACGCCAGUUCCGAGGAUAUGAUUGGAUCAAGCCGAGCCAGAUUCGCUGGUUCAAAAACACAGCCCAGGGGCUGAAAAACAAACAUCACGAAUAUGCCUAUAUGCAUAUGAACAUGGCGUUCAUCCACAUUCCGCUGCCUGAGUUUGCUCAGAGAGGAAAUUAUUUCCGAGGGGAUUGGUCGGAACCUUCCACCGCGCCAGGUUUCAACUCAGGGUUCAAGGAUGCACUCGAAGAAGAAGGCAUCCUUUUUGUCGGCUGUGGACAUGACCACGCCAACGAUUACUGCGCUCUCAGCAAAAAUUCCGCCGAGAAGCCGUCACUUUGGAUGUGCUACGGAGGAGGUUCCGGAUUCGGUGGUUACGGUGGCUAUGGCGGCUUCAUCCGCCGCGUGCGAUUCUACGACUUUGAUAUGAACGCUGGCCGGGCUGUGACGUACAAACGGCUGGAAUAUGGCGACGUCGAUUCCAGAAUCGAUGAGAUGAUGAUCGUCGAUGGGGGUGCAGUGAAGGGCCCAGAUUGA